AAAUCUUUACCUGAUAUGUGUAACCCAUCCAGCUUUCCUUUUCAACAACAAGACACACACCGAACAUUGUAUAACGAAACCCCCCUGCGGAAAAAUAUCGGGCCAAGAAACAUAUCACGACACACACCACCGGGGUGGUCGUUGCUCGGCUCGGACCAACGGAGCCUGUCGUGUGAUUGGCCAGUCUAGCCCGCUCGCGUCUUUCGCCUCUUUGGCCGUGGACGAGAGGAAGUUUUCUACUUUUUGAGAAAAGAGAGACACUGAGAAAGAGAGAGGGAGUCCUACUGCUUUAAUUUGAGCUACGACGACCAAGUACUACUUACAUAACAAUACGAGGCAAAGUUGUCUCAAAAUGUGUCACAUUCUCGAGCGGAAAUCGCAACUUCUUGGCCUUCCCGCUCCGGGUGACAGAAUCUCUGACAUGUGCCGUGCUCCAUCCCAGAGAAGGUGUUGUCCGCUGUUGAAGAUGGGACAAAACCCCUGAGAGGAGGAUGGGGUGAAAAAAAACAGAGAUUAGCACGUGCGCAAUCGCGGGGCGGAGCGGAGCAGAACGGAUCAGCUCGGGGCGGAGACACACGAACGAAGCAGCAAUCUUGGGUUUCUUGUUGUUGCUUCUCUUUCGCGAUUGCACCGAUCUCCAGCAGCAGCAAGCAGCGGCAUGGGGCAAGCGUUUUUUUGAUUUUCCCUUUUUUUUUUUUUGGCUCCACCGGUUUAAUUCUUAUUGGAUGCUCCACAACCCCAACGGACGGACGAGAGAGAGAAAAAGGCGGGGGCGUAAAUGACAGCAUCUGGAGAGAGAGAGAGAGAGAAGAAUUGAGGGGUUGGCCAAUGGAAGCUGGCCGAUUUUGAACCACACGCACACACCACACAUGGUUUUGGCGAGGGAUCAGGGGUCGGAUCAAUGGCUCGAAUUGAGAAGCUGACGAUACGGACGGACGGUGCAUGUUCGAUGCGGUGUGGUGGUGGUAGGCUGGCAGGUGACUGAGCAUAAACUUCACGCAAGAGGAGAGGAGAAGGGGGGUCCAUUCUGAAAUAAUCAUCUGCUGGGGUUGAGAGCAGCAUGUGGUUUCAUGACGACGACUUUUUGGAAGUGUUUUGUGUGUACUGGCUCGAUUCGACAUUUUCCCUCGUGAUCGCAUGUGAGUGGCCCCCCCUUGAACAACUAUGUAAACCCCUUCCCGAUGUGGGAACGCCUUCUUCGAUUUUUCAGAUUGAUCGGUUUCUGUAAGGUACAUGUACAUGUCAAGCAACCUGAAUUUCAGGUGGUUGCCGCCUGGAUAAAAAAAAUAACUGCGGCAUUUGCGAGCACACGAGCAAAAUAGCAGUCCAGGACGGGAGGACUGCAGUCAAUCUAUCAAACUGACUUUGGGCAUUCCGUCGUCACCGCUGCCAGACUUUCGCAAUGUUUGGUUGCUACCUCGAAGGUACAUCGCAUUGGCUUGCGAGUUCAAAGCAGGCGAUCCGCCCGCCCCGGUACGUACCCACAUGGCCAUGGCCAGCCAGGGCCAACCUCUCCACACCUUGUCCGCUUCUUCCUUGUCGAGCCCCCCCAGAUUACUCCAUCCAACCAGGGAUGAAGGAGAGUUCCAGCAAAAGGUACGUAUCGUCGCCAAUGUGUACUUGUGACUUCCGGGAGCCAUGAGGACCAUGAUGGCUGGCAAGAUAUAAUCUAGUGGUAGCCCCGUUCCCUCCUGUUUCCCCCCCCCCCCACCUGGCUUCUCUCUUCGUGACUCGGAAUCUUAGACCGACGGGGAAGUCUAGACGCAGUACCAACGACGACGACCUCAACUUGUAAAGCAUACCUUGACAUUGCUUCUACCAUUGUUCUCUCCAUUGAAGUGCUUCACUGUCGUCAUCACCACCACCCCAUCCAGGGUUAAGCUCUUUUCAUCUUAGCGACUCGGGUCCAUCUUAGAGCUCCAACGACAACCACUUGCCACUUACAAGCUUCCGCUUUGAACUGGACGCUACCUUACUCAUCGCCAUUGUUUGCAAGCUCAGGGGGUCCUUCUAACCUUCGAACACUGCUCCUCACCACUAUACCACACCACCGGAAAACACACAUACACACACACAUCACAUCACAAUGCCCGGAUCAGAGUCACCAGCUCGGCAAAUAUCACCCGAAGCCGAAAACAUGCAGCCGAGGUCGCCUCCGUCAGGCUCGGGCUCGGAGCCCGAGAGCAGUAGCCAGCAAGCCGGCACUGCCGACAGACCAAAAACCACCAAACGCCGUGCCGCGAGAGCCUGCGAAUCAUGCCGGAGACGCAAGGUUCGCUGUGAUGUUGUCACUCAGAGCCCUUGCACCAACUGUCUGUACGAGAAGGUGGAGUGCCUGGUUCCAGAGUGCAGGAGGAAAAGAAAGCAUCACUCAAGAGUCUCAGAAUCGCUCGGCUCGAGUGUCGGGUCGAGUACCGAGGCUUCGCUCCUGCGGGCCAAGUGCCUCGGCUCAGCCGCGCCAAUGGGCUACGCUCAGAACGGCCAAAAUCUCGACUUCACUUACACCGGCAACCCUCUUUUGAGGCAGCAGCUGUUUUCCCAGGCCGGGAGUGACGCGAUACGAAACCAGCAGUAUCUGAAUCUCUCCUAUCAGAACGGUGCAGCCGGCUUUGGUUCAAAUGCUCCUCUCAGGCCGAGGGUGUCUCCCUCGCUGCUGUACCAAAACACCGGCUUCCCACCGCUUCAGCCUGCCAUCGAAGUCAGCCAGCAACUCAAAUCGGUCCUCGAGGCUCAGGCAUCACCAAUAGCACCGGCGGAGCCGCAGCUGCCGGCUUUCAUCAAACCGAUUCCCAAGGCUGUCUCCCCCGAGGAUCUCGACUACCUCAAUGCCAAGAAGGCUCUCACGCUCCCGCAUCCUCAGCUACGAAAUGCCCUGCUCAAGGCGUACGUCGAAUAUGUGCACCCGUACAUGCCCGUGAUGGACGUCCAUCCUUUCCUCAAUGCGAUCAACGACCAGACGGGCCAAUCCGGCAAGAUCAGCUUGCUGUUAUUUCAGGCCGUCAUGUUUGUGGCGACUGCUUUUGUCGAUGAGGACUUGUUGAAGGCCGAGGGUUAUCAGGACCGGAGGGAGGCGCGGAAGGCCUUCUUCAGUAAGGCGAGGGUUCUGUAUGACUGCGAUACUGAACUCGACCGCCUGCACCUGGUCCAGGCUCUUCUCAUGAUGACUUACUGGUACGAAUCACCAGACGACCAAAAAGACACCUGGCACUGGAUGGGCGUGGCCAUCUCACUGGCCCAGACCAUCGGUGUGCAUCGCAACCCGGUGGCGACGAACUUCCCGCCAGCAAAGAGGGGAUUGUGGAAGCGGAUCUGGUGGUCAUGCUACAUGCGGGAUCGCAUGAUCGCCCUCGGGAUGCGCAGGCCGACCAGGAUCAAGGACGACGACUUUGACGUGCCAAUGCUGGAGGAGGGCGACUUUGAAAUCGGCAGACUCCGGGAGGACAACCAACUGCUGGGCCCUGACUGCGCUCUGGUCCGCGACGUCGAGAUGCAGAGGGAGCUGGCGUUCAUGUGCAUCGAGAUGGCGAAGCUGUGUCUUCUUGUCAGCGAGAUGCUCAGGGCGCAAUACUCGAUCCUCAGCAGAGGCGGCAUGCGGCCGGACGUCACGACAGCGAGCACGAUGAUGCUCCUGCCCAAGAAGGACCAGAACCCGGACGGCUUUGCCAUGACUCAGCAGGUCGACGCCAUGCUCAACCAGUGGGCUGUCGGCCUGCCGUCCUGCUGUCGGCGCCAGCCGGUGCCCCUGACCCCCAUCGAAGAAGGGCGCAGGCCUGUUGUCCUGCAGCGCCACCUCUUGCAUCUCAUCUACUACACCACCGUCUCGGCCCUCCACAGGCCGCAGUUCCUCCGCCCUCAGAGAGCCGAGCCCGUCAUCCCGACAAAAGCCCAGCAGUACUCCCAAGAACGGGUGCGUGACGCAUCAAGGGAGGUGAUCAAAAUGGUCACCGAACUCCGCCAGCACGGUCUAGAGCGGUGCCUCCCCACCACCGGCGUCACCGUCCUCCUCCCCGCAAUGAUCAUCCAACUCCUCGACUCGACCGCCCUCGACGCAGACGACCAGACCAGAGCCCAAGCCGCCCAGGGCUUCAAGGAGCUCCUCGCCGUCAUGAGAAACCUGAAGGAAAUCUACGCCGCGGCAUCCUACGCCGUCAACUUUAUGACCUGUGUUCUCCAGGGACGGGCCUCGCAACAGCAGGUGCAGAGACCGCAGCAGGCGUUUCAGAGCAUGUCCACUGCUACUCCUGGUGGUGGGAUGAACAUGAUGCCUUCUUCCAUGCCGGAGCGGCCGUCGACGCCGCCGCCGGAUGACUCGCAGUUUAUCAGCUCGGCUAUGCAGGGGGUCAAUAAUCUUUACAAUCACCCCCAGCAUCAGACGCCCGGGUUUGCGGGGAGUGGGAUGGCGGCUGGUGGUGGUGGGGAGAUGGAGGAUACUAUCAUGAUGAUGGGUGGGCAGACGCCCCCCGGGACGGAUUAUGACUCUGGGUCGCCUGGGGCGGAGCAUGGGGGUGGUGGUCUUGAUGGUGGCGGGGAGGAGACGUUGAAGCACCACUUUGGGGGGGCUCAGCAGAGCGCGACUAACGGGGCGGGGAAUGAGGUGGUGUAUAGUGAGUGGUUGGAGGAGUAUCCGGGUGAUAUUGGGGGGCCGGAUGGGGAGUUUUUGGGGAUGGGGAUGGACAUGGGUGGUUCGGGGUUGGGUGUCGUGGGGGAGGAGGCCAAUGCGAGGUAUGAGUGGAACUCUAUGAGCAUGGGUGGUUGAAGAAGAAUAUGUGAUGGGGGAGGCGACAGAAGGAGAGAGGAAGAAGAAAAGCAUUGCUAUAUACCCUCGGGGGGUGUUGAAAUCGCAAGGAAAGGAAAAAGAACGGAAAGGUAUGGCAUGGAAAGGACAUGGGCAAGGGCGUUUUUUGGGAUGUGGGUUGAAAUAGGCAUUUGGGAUUGAUUGGGUUAUAUAGGAAAUUCUUCGGAAAGCGAUUUGACGGGUUACAUCUUGAAGAUAGAGGAGGAGGAAGUUUGGAAAGAAGUAGAAUCGGAUGAGAAUGACGACGACUAAGCCUGGACCAAUUGGUUCGGAGAGUUGAGAAAAUAUUAUUAAUUUCGAUGAUGACCCUUUGGUUGCCCGCCC
This is a messenger RNA of Podospora pseudocomata, 5119 nucleotides long. RefSeq lists its product as uncharacterized. The transcript has 5 exons. The record is from RefSeq and is a predicted model, not a curated record. Lineage: Eukaryota; Fungi; Ascomycota; Sordariomycetes; Sordariales; Podosporaceae. Gene Ontology annotation, molecular function: DNA-binding transcription factor activity, RNA polymerase II-specific; DNA binding; zinc ion binding. Gene Ontology annotation, biological process: DNA-templated transcription; regulation of DNA-templated transcription. Bases 2087 to 4756 code for a protein of 889 amino acids.